GCUCAAAAGGCCACAGACGCAAUCAACAGUCUUUGUGCCAGAAUGUACAAGAAUGUUCGAGAGCUCACGGAUACCGUAGAACGUUUGCUCGUGGUACCUGGUGUGCGUUAUGACCAGCAGGUUCUCCUUAUGGAUUACCUAAGAUGUCUGCCUUCAGACGUUAGGACAAAGCUGGUGGAUGAGGCCUAUGUCGAGCAGCACAACUUCACCUCCUUCAACAAGAAGGCCUUAGAUAUAGAGGCAAAACUGGGUUCCGUGCAUCAGAGUCAAGGAGAUGGUAGGAAGAAGAGACUUCCCCGGGACUGGAAGAAGAAGGGUCAGUUAAUGUUUGUUGACCACGAUGGUCAAACAACGAAGAUUGACGAGUUCCCAGAUCUUGGGGAUGAGACAGAGCAUGAUGGGGCCAGUGAGACUUCGAAUGGGGGAGUCGUGGCACCCAUCAAAGAAAAGGCUAGGGGGACCGGGAAAAAGAAGGUAGUACGGUCCACGGGUCAGGGCAACCAAGGUACGCCCACCUGGGUGAAACUUGGUUUAGAGUAUGAGGUCUUGAGGGACCGAGUUGCUAGGGGUACGUGCAUGAACUGUGGCAACUAUGGCCACACAUCCAGAACGUGUCGAGGCGGUACAAGGGAAGAUGCCCUCCAAGUGGCGGAGCUUGGUCCCAACGCUCCGACGAUGUUCCGAAUUUGGCAAGAGAAGGAGAACCCUGUUGUGCAUGUGGAAAAUAUAACGGAGCUAGAAGAGAAAAUGAGCACAAUGGAGGUUAGAGAAAACAAGGAGAACAUUCCCCUCGUCGAAGAGGAAGCGGAAGAGGAGGAUGUUAGCAUCAAUGUCAGAGAAAUGUUUGAUAGAAUGGAGGACUCGGUGGAUAAAAUGCAAAGAUUACAUCUGAGGCUUCGCGGAAUAUGUGAAAAAGUUGGGAGAGAAGGGAUUGGAUAUCCGAAGGUAUUUACCAUGGGACACGAAGGACCGGGAGAGGGACCAAAGGAACCUAACCCAAGAAUGUUGAAGGCCAACAUGGCGGCGAAGACUAGCAUGGGCCAGAGAAACGUAAGGGGCUCGAUUCCAUACGCUACGCGAAGACCUGGAGGAGGCAAUCCUCCGAAGGAACAAGCUCAGACCUCCCAACCAACUGAGGAAGAACCACCAAUCACGGUAGAAGGGGAUGAGGAGGAAGACGAUAAGAUCAGGGAAGAAGAAGACAAGCACGCGGAAGUUAUGACUAAACCGAGGAAAGAAGGAGUCAAGGAAAGGAAAUCAAAGAAAGAAGAAACCAUGACCAAGAAAAGGAAGUACAAGACUUCGAUUGAAGAAGGGGUUGACCUGGAAGGGCUAGUAAAUAAGUUAUUUGAAGGUCACAAUGAGUUGUUGAACCUAAGAGAGAUUCUUGCUUCAACGAGAAGAGGUUAACAGGGCCCUAAAUUUUUAGGAUUUUUUCAAGGUCAUUAUAACAAAUGUCCCAUACCUUU
Molecule: messenger RNA, 1469 nt
Organism: Chara braunii
Lineage: Eukaryota; Viridiplantae; Streptophyta; Charophyceae; Charales; Characeae
Source: the annotation of a GenBank genome assembly